This is a messenger RNA of Daucus carota subsp. sativus, 1928 nucleotides long. RefSeq names its product glucomannan 4-beta-mannosyltransferase 9. The transcript is spliced from 9 exons. Gene Ontology annotation, molecular function: mannan synthase activity. The record is from RefSeq and is a predicted model, not a curated record. Lineage: Eukaryota; Viridiplantae; Streptophyta; Magnoliopsida; Apiales; Apiaceae. Bases 214 to 1815 code for a protein of 533 amino acids. Gene Ontology annotation, cellular component: Golgi apparatus.
AAUUGUCUCUAUAUUAUCUGUUUAUUAUUGUUAUCCUCUGCUUCUGUUUCUUUUUCGUUAACAGAAGCAGAUAGCCUGAUAAUAAUAAUCUUCUGUUAAUUGUUUAGGCUGUGUAGAUUUUAAUAAGGCCGUGCUGGUCGGUCUUCGAAUAAAUUCUGUUUCCUCUGGCUCUAGACAGGGGAGAAGGAAGAAGGACCUCUCUUUUGUUUAAAAAUGGAGCAGUUUGUGAGGAGUGGGCUUAUGCCCGAUUCGUUUAUGGGACCUGGAGACGAUAUCAAGGCUCAGGUUUUGCUGAUUUGGGAUUUGAUUAAAGCGCCAUUGGUGAUACCGGUUCUGAGAAUAGCUGUUGUGGUGUGUUUGAUGGUGUCAUUGAUGUUGUUUGUGGAGAGGGUUUAUAUGAGCAUUGUCAUUGUUCUUGUCAAGCUGUUUGGGCGAAAACCGGAUAAGCGAUUCAAGUUUGAACCUUUCAGAGAUGAUGUGGAGUCUGGGAAUUCAGAUUAUCCUCAUGUGCUCAUUCAAAUUCCAAUGUUUAAUGAAAGAGAGGUUUAUAAAAUGUCGAUUGGAGCUGCUUCUAAACUUUCUUGGCCUACUGACCGUUUUGUAAUUCAAGUUCUUGAUGAUUCAACAGACCCCACAGUUAAGCAAAUGGUGCAAAUGGAGUGUCAGAAAUGGGCGAAUAAAGGAAUCAACAUCAGGUACCAAGUAAGAGAGAACAGGAAGGGUUAUAAAUCAGGGGCACUAAAAGAUGGACUUACACAUCAGUACGUCAAGGACUGCGAAUACGUAGCCAUAUUUGAUGCUGAUUUUCGACCUGAUCCAGACUUUCUUCUCCGUUCCAUACCCUAUCUUGCUCAUAAUCCUGAACUCGCCCUUGUUCAAGCUCGAUGGAUAUUUGUAAAUGCUGAUGAGUGCUUGUUGACAAGAAUGCAAGAAAUGUCUUUGGAUUAUCAUUUCACCGUGGAACAAGAAGUUGGUUCAUCUACUCAUGCCUUUUUUGGCUUCAACGGCACUGCUGGGGUGUGGAGAAUCGCUGCUAUCAACGAAGCUGGUGGAUGGAAAGACAGGACAACAGUUGAAGACAUGGAUUUAGCCGUUCGAGCUGGUCUCAGAGGCUGGAAAUUCUUAUAUCUUGGCGAUCUCCAGGUAAAAAGUGAAUUACCAAGUACAUUCCAAGCAUUCCGGUUCCAGCAACAUCGAUGGUCUUGUGGCCCUGCCAAUCUGUUCAGGAAGAUGUUUUGGGAGAUCAUUAGGAAUAAGACGGUAUCUUGGUACAAGAAAGCAUACGUGAUUUAUAACUUCUUUCUCAUCAGAAAGAUUAUUGCCCAUAUCAUCACCUUCUCUUUUUACUGUCUUAUACUUCCUGCAACCUGUUGGGUUCCUGAGGUAGAAGUCCCGAAAUGGGGAGCCGUUUAUAUCCCUGUCAUUAUCACCGUACUCAAUGCAGCUGGAACUCCAAGGUCCAUGCACUUGCUAAUGUUCUGGAUCCUCUUUGAAAACGUUAUGGCAUUGCACCGCACAAAGGCGACCUUGAUAGGUCUGUUGGAGACGGGGAGAGCAAAUGAAUGGGUUGUCACAGAAAAACUAGGGGAUGCAACCACCAAAAAGAGCCCCAAAAAGGCACCCAAGAAACCUCAGUUCAGGCUGGGGCAAAGGCUUCACAUGUUGGAGCUUGCUGUCUCAGCUUACCUCUUUGUCUCGGCUUGCUAUGACUACUCGUAUGGAAAAACUCGUUACUUUAUUUACCUGUAUAUUCAGUCUAUGGCCUUCCUCAUAAUGGGAUGUGGCUAUGUUGGCACCAUUGUUCCCAACUCUUAAUCAGCCCACCCAUUGUGAAUGUAGUUAGGCUUAGAAACUCUUUGUGAAUGUCAUUCAUAUAUUUUAUCACUUUUACUUCUUUUCAAAUAGAAUGAUGCAAAAGAAUGCAAUUA